AUAUAAAACAAAGUUUAAUUUAACGAAAGCCAGUUUGUAGACCAAUCAAUUUCCCCAAGCCCAGAGUCUUUGCUGGUGAAGGUCGGGCACAAGCCGUCGCCCACCUCCACCGCAGUCGCCGGUUUCAUCAUCGACUGUGAUCUUACACAACUCCACCGUCUCCGCCACCUCAAUUAGCCUCAACUCUGUAACCUUCUUUUUCCGUUUUUUCCUCCACGACUCGAAAUUCUGCUUUAGACGAAAGCAAUGCCAGCACAAAAGCGCGCUCCGGAGUCAUCUGAGGAUGAUCCUCUCAAACUAGACCGUGAUUGCUCUAUUGCUUGCCCUGAAGAUGAAGAUGCAGACGAAUCCGAUCGGAGCCCGUCGUCGUCCAGUAAUGGAGAGAAAGACAAAUUUAUCAUAGUAAAACUUUCGGAUAUUCGCAAAGAAGUUCAAUGUCCAAUCUGCUUGGGGAUUAUCCGGAAAACAAGAACAGUGAUGGAGUGCUUGCAUCGCUUCUGCAGAGAAUGCAUAGACAAAUCUAUGCGUCUAGGCAACAAUGAAUGUCCCGCCUGCCGCACUCAUUGCGCUAGCCGCCGCUCACUGAGAGAUGAUCCAAAUUAUGAUUCAUUAAUUGCUGCUUUAUAUCCAGAUAUUGAGAAGUAUGAAGAAGAUGAGCUUGCUUUUCGAGAAGAAGAGAGAGUCCGCAAUAAGCAGAUCCAAGCUUCCAUAGCUCAGACCUUGCGUAGACAAUCCGAAGCAGUUAGCAAGAAACGCCCUCCAUCUAUCAGAAGAUUGCAGGGAAAUAACUACAGGAACAACCAAUCAAGAGGGAAAAGGAGCUACAGAAAUGAUGCUGAAUUUCAAGCAUCUGAUGAUAAUGAGGAUCCAACUACAGAAGAUGGAGUAAAAGAUUCUUCUUCUGACGAACAAAUGGCCGAAAGGCCCGAGCGGAGAUCAAAAGGAUUCAGGACACAAGGAGCUGCCAAGUUUUCCCAACCUCCUUUAGCUGCCUGUUCAGAUGGAGCUAGCGAAGACAAUGACUCAGAAGUCAAUAGAGAAAUCCAGGGUGCAUCUUCAAAGCUUGUUUGGGGCAAAGGGGGCAUGCGCAGCCACACGAGACACACGAGACAUGGCAGCAUGAGUGUGGGCAGUAGCAAGAAUGUCAAAAACAACCGCAUUUCAGCACUGGUAGAAUAUCUCCAGACUUCAGACAACAAUUGUGAGGAGCAUGAAGUCCGCCUGCUGUUAUUUUCCUAUGAUCAGAGAAUAAUUCCCAAUUUGCAGCAACCCUAUCUCUGCUGUCGGCCGACCUUGUUAAUCGGACACCUCCGUCAGUACGUUGCUCGUCAGACUGGAUUUCAAGCUGAUGAAAUUGAUAUGUUUUUGAUACAAGAACUGAACCCCAAAAUCGAGCCUUCAACCUCGAUUGAUGUUUUAGUUUCAAAAUCCUUGAUUCCACAUCCCAUUGAAGAUAAUUUUCAAGUUUUGAGGGGACAACAAACCUUAUCAGAGCUUAAAGCCCACCGCUCCACUCGUGGCCAACUGGUAAAAUUUCCUAAAAUUUUCACAUUAUAGCCCACAACAUAAUCGAAGUUAUGUUCUUGUUUUUUUCUAUACCAACCCCGAUUGAUCAAUACCGUUGAUCCCAAGUUCACCAUGCACAGCUUCUGGCAUAUCAGAAGAAGUAGCGCCAAUCACAGCUGGGCUGACUACUGAAGACGACUUGAAAGAACAAGCAUACCACGUCUCCAUUAAAAAAAUAAAUGUAAAAAGUUUACAUUAUAAUGUUAAAUGUCCCACAAAUUUACUAAACUUGGACGCUCUUCAAUCGUGGGUAACAAGUACAGCUCACUUUCUAUUGCUUAGUUCGUAAUUAUUCAAAUAUUUAUUAGGCAGUCUAAUUUUAUUUCCCUCGCCAUUUCAUUGUAAUAUAUGGAAAUUGAUAGUUAAUUUUUCUACUAUUAGAGUUUAUAUCAUUUGCAUG
Molecule: messenger RNA, 1966 nt
Organism: Benincasa hispida (wax gourd)
Lineage: Eukaryota; Viridiplantae; Streptophyta; Magnoliopsida; Cucurbitales; Cucurbitaceae
Source: RefSeq, a predicted model, not a curated record